Messenger RNA from Thrips palmi, 2273 nucleotides. Its product is annotated as putative sodium-dependent multivitamin transporter. Gene Ontology annotation, biological process: sodium ion transport; transmembrane transport. The transcript has 12 exons. Bases 142 to 1941 code for a protein of 599 amino acids. Gene Ontology annotation, cellular component: membrane. Gene Ontology annotation, molecular function: symporter activity. The record is from RefSeq and is a predicted model, not a curated record. Lineage: Eukaryota; Metazoa; Arthropoda; Insecta; Thysanoptera; Thripidae.
CCUGCGAGGCUGGCUGAUAAGGACCGAGGCCCCUCUCGGGUACCUCUAGAGGACACCUCUGACGAGAAGACAGUCUCUGAAGCAGCCGCGGACUGCGACCGCGACUUCGCCCAUCCACGGAUACUGAACGCACCGCAGGCCAUGGACACCACGACGGUCGCGGAGGGGCUGCUGGAGGACGACUUCCACACCAUGGGCUGGGUGGACAUAAGCGUGUUCGCCAUCAUGCUGGCCGUGUCUACCCUCAUCGGGGUCUACUUCGCGUACUGCUCGCCGCAAGGCAACGAGUCGGAGGCGGACUACCUCGUCGGGGGCCGCAGCAUGGGCACCAUCCCCGUCGCACUGUCACUGUUCGCAAGCUUCAUCUCCGGCAUCGCGCUGCUGGGCUACCCCGCCGAGGUGUACGUGUUCGGCGGCCAGGUGGUGUACAACGCGCUGUCCUACCCGCUGACCGGGCUGCUCCUGGGCUACCAGCUGCUGCCCGUCUUCAGGAACCUCCGCACGCUGUCGGUGUACGAGUACCUGGACCGCCGCUUCAGUCGAAAGGCCCGCUUCAUCGCAUCGUGCCUGUUCCUCGUCAGCCACAUUGUGUGGCUUCCGAUCGUCAUCUACGUGCCCGCUCUGGCGUUCGAGCAAGUGACGAGAAUCAACCUCCACGUGGUGGGGCCUGUAGUGUGUGUAAUCUGCAUUUACUACACCACGGUGGGAGGCGUCAAGGCCGUGGUGUGGACAGACGCGGUGCAGGCCGUCAUGAUGCUGCUCUGCGUGGGGCUGGUGGUCGCCAAGGGCGUCAUGGAGGUGGGCGGGCUGGGCACCGUGUGGCAGCGGAACAUGGACACGACGCGUCUUGAAGCCCCAGUCUGGGACUUGGACCCCACCACUCGGCACACCAUCUUCUCGCUGAUACUGGGCGGCGUGGUGCGGCACACGGCCGACCUGGGCCUCAGCCAGAGCAUCAUCCAGCGCUACAUGGCCCUGCCCAGCCUGCGCGCCUGCUACCGCGCCACGGCCAUCUUCAUGGUCUGCACCGUCUGCCUCAACCUGCUGGCCUGCUUCUGCGGCUUCACGGCGGCCGCCUACUACCACGACUGCGACCCGCUCACCGUCGGGAUCGCCCAGAAGAGGGACCAGAUCGUCCCCAUGUUCGUCCUGGACGUGCUCGCCAACGUGCCAGGGCUCACGGGCCUCUUCAUCGCCGGCGUGUUCAGCGCCGCCAUGAGCUCGCUGUCCACGGGGCUCAACUCCAUCUCCGCCGUGGUGCUGGAGGACGGGCUGCGCAGCAUGGCCGGCAGGUCGCCCUCGGAGCGCCAGACGCGCUGGCUGCUCAGGGGGGUCGUGGUGGGCGCGGGGUUGGUCUGCCUCGCCCUCAUGUUCGUCGUGGAGCACCUCGGCAUGGUGGUCCAGCUCAACGCGAGCCUGUCGGCCAUGGCGGCGGCCCCGCAGUUCACGCUCUUCAUCGCGGGGCUGUUCCUGCCCUGGGUCAACACGCGCGCCGCGCUGCUGGGAGCGGCCGUGGCGGCGGCCAUGGUGGGCGUGACCGUCAUCGGGGCGCAGGCCAACAUCCUGAGCGGCGCGCUGCAGUACACGCCCAAGCCCGUGUCCGUGGACGGCUGCCCGCACCUCGCGCCGCCCAACGUCACCCUGGCGCACCUCAGGCCGCACGACAACUCCGAGGUGUUCUGGCUGUUCCGCAUAUCCUACCUGUGGUACCAGCCGCUGGCCAUCCUGACGGGGCUGCUGGUGGCAAGCGUGGCCGCGCUGGCCGGCUGGCGCAACGACCUGGCCGACGUGGACCCGCGCCUCGUGGCCCCGGUGUCGCGCCGCUUCCUGCCCGAGGGCAAGUACCGCGGCGACGACCACGGCGAUGACCCCGCCACCCAGGAGGCUCUGCUGCUCGAGCUUCGGACCCUAAGCGCGGCCAAGGACGCGGCCAAGGAAUAGUCAGCUAGACUUUAGUGUGUGGCCCCACGUCCUGCGGGCUGAUUGGAGUCGUGUGGUCGCUGGGGGCCGGAUAGAGCCGGUCAGCCAGAAAAAGGGGUCGCUCACUGCUGCUGCUUCUAUCGCACCUCUACGACGGUAGAGAGACACGUCGACGAAAGCAUGCUGUAUGGAACCACCCUGCUGCGCCCGGACAGGACUCUUUUUCCCCCUCGCUCGCUGCUGAACUGCCACAAACAUGACAUGUUUGUAACAUUGUUACAUCCGACGAUCUGUACCUGUAUUGUAAAAAAAAACAUUCGUGCCAAAAUAAACACUGUCAUGUCGCUACUUGU